AUGGCGGCUGCGGGGGAGGCCGCUAGUCCUCACGAGAGGCUGCGGGGCCGGGGACCGCGAAGCGGAAGCAGGAGGCGCAGGGGCGCAAGACGGGCGCCGCGGGCGGGGAGGCCACCCGCAGGACACUCGGCUCAGCUCCGCGCAGAGUGCCGGCCGCAGCCCCCCCACGCCGUCGACGUCCCUGCACCUCCCCGCGCCGAGCCGGCCGCCGGCGCCGGCAGCAGCACGGUGGGCGGGGCCCGGAUGGCCGAACCGCCGGGCAGCGCGAGCGGAACCCGCCCGGGCCGUCCAAUGGCGUCUGAGGCUCCGGAGCCAGUCAAGAACUUGGGACUCGAGACUCAGCAGCGCAAGAGGCUGAGCUCCUCCCUGAGCCCCCAGAAUGACACCAGGACAGAGCUCUUCUCUCUGCUUUUGGGACUUGGCGCUGCCCUCUACUUGGGCUACUACUGGGCAUGGGUGCCCCAGAGGCCACAACUGGUGACUGGGUCGCAGUUUCUGGCCUUCCUGGAGCAACACUGUCCAGUCACUGUGGAGACUUUCUACCCUACACUCUGGUGUUUUGAGGGACAGCUACAAACCAUCUUCAGAGUCUUACUGCAGUCUCGGCCUGUAGUCCCUUACUCAAGUGAAGUUCUUGAAACCCCAGACGGAGGACAGCUCCUCUUAGACUGGGCCAGUCGGCAUAGCAGCAGUCAAUACCCUGACCCUCCCCCCCGGCCCAUUGUAUUACUGCUUCCUGGUAUUACAGGCAGUAGUCAGGAGACCUAUGUCUUGCACCUAGUUGACCAAGCUUUGAAGGAUGGCUAUAGGGCUGUCGUAUUUAAUAACCGGGGCUGCCGUGGGGAAGAACUGCUGACCUACAGGGCCUUCUGUGCCAGCAACACUGAAGAUCUCGAGAUCGUUGUGAACCACAUAAAGAGCCGCUACUCCCAAGCUCCACUGCUGGCUGUGGGCAUCUCUCUCGGAGGGAUAUUAGUGCUGAACUACCUGGCUCAAACAUGACGGGCUGCGGGGUUGGUGGCAGCACUGACUCUAUCUGCAUGCUGGGAUUCCUCUGAGACCAUCCGCUCCCUGGAGACCCCACUGAACUCACUGCUCUUCAAUCAGCACCUCGCAGCUGGGCUCUGCCAAGUUGUGAACCGAAACAGAAAGGUGAUGGAAAAGAUGGUGAAUGUAGACUUUGUGCUACAGGCCCGCACAAUCCGCCAGUUUGAUGAGCGCUACACAGCUGUGGUCUUUGGCUAUCAAGACUGUGCUGCCUAUUACCGAGCAUCGAGCCCAAGAACCAAGGUAGAUGCCAUCCAGAUCCCUGUGCUCUGCCUCAAUGCAGCCGACGACCCCUUCUCCCCAGCCCACGCCCUUCCCAUACAGGCUGCCCAGCGUCCUCCCCACGUUGCACUGCUCAUCACAGCCCAGGGCGGCCACAUCGGCUUCCUGGAAGGGUUGCUUCCCUGGCAGCACUGCUACAUGAGCCGCCUCUCACAUCAGUACGCCAAAGCCAUCUUCCAGCACCCAGAGGAGCUGCUCAGCCUCAGGGCACCCACUCCUUCUGCGGGAGGGAAGAGCUGA
Molecule: messenger RNA, 1569 nt
Organism: Hippopotamus amphibius kiboko
Lineage: Eukaryota; Metazoa; Chordata; Mammalia; Artiodactyla; Hippopotamidae
Gene: ABHD1
Product: abhydrolase domain containing 1
Exons: 10
Biological process (GO): medium-chain fatty acid catabolic process; medium-chain fatty acid biosynthetic process
Molecular function (GO): acetylesterase activity; monoacylglycerol lipase activity
Source: RefSeq, a predicted model, not a curated record